Molecule: messenger RNA, 3191 nt
Organism: Durio zibethinus
Lineage: Eukaryota; Viridiplantae; Streptophyta; Magnoliopsida; Malvales; Malvaceae
Product: DEAD-box ATP-dependent RNA helicase 37-like
Molecular function (GO): nucleic acid binding; ATP binding; RNA helicase activity
Source: RefSeq, a predicted model, not a curated record
UUAUGACGCAAGCCCCAAAUUGUACGGUCACCAAACUACAUUUUGUAGAUUUUUUCUCACUCUCUCUCGUUUCUAGCUGCAACCUGCGCGCAACACCAAAGCAAAAGAAAAGAAAAGAAAAGAAAAGAAAAGAAAAAACCAAGAAAGAAAAUGCUUUGAUCUGGUUUCUGAAAACUAUAAAAGUAGCAACACACAAAAGAAAAAAAUGAAGACACCCGAUUUUUCUCCUUUCUGACUGACCUCAUCUUGCAACAGAAAUUCCAACAAGGUCUGAUCUACAAAAAGGGAAAGGAUAAUAAGACUUUUUGGAGGAUUUGAAAUUUUGGGUUGUGUUUUUUUAUUUUGGUUGGAUUAGGUUUUGUUAGGAUUUUUUUUUGGUUUUCUUAGGUUUGUGAAAUUAUGAGAACUUCAUGGGCAGAUUCUGUGACAAACGCUGUAUCUGAAAUUGCAGUUUCAGACAACAAUUCCUUAUCUCUUCCAACUCGAUCCACUUAUGUCCCGCCCCACCUUCGUAACCGUCCAGCUUCCGACGUACCUAACUUGUCAGGUCCGGCCAGUGAGAGGGCAAGUUUUAGCGGGACCGCUGGUGGGCCCCAGUGGCCCCGUUGGAGCGGCGGUGGCGGGACUAAGCCUGAAUUCGGGCGUCAGGGUCAGGGGUAUGGUUAUGCUGGAGCUGGAAGAGGUGGCAGCGGCGUUGGUUGGAAUAAUAGAAGUGGAGGUUGGGAUAGGAGAGAAAGGGAAGUAAACCCAUUUGGUGAUGAUGAUGAAGUUGAUGAUAGGGAACAAGGUUUUACUGAACAAGAGAAUAUGGGGAUCAAUUUCGAUGCAUAUGAGGAUAUUCCGGUGGAAACUAGUGGUGAAAAUGUACCACCGCCUGUAAAUACAUUUGCUGAGAUAGAUUUAGGGGAAAUGUUGAAUCAAAACAUUAGGAGGUGCAAAUAUGUGAAACCGACUCCAGUUCAACGUCACGCUAUCCCUAUUGCAUUAGGAGGAAGAGAUUUAAUGGCUUGUGCUCAAACUGGAUCAGGGAAGACAGCUGCUUUUUGCUUUCCAAUUAUUAGUGGAAUUAUGCGGGAGCAGUAUGUACAGAGACCGCGUGUAGCACGAACUGUUUACCCUCUUGCUCUGAUUCUAUCUCCCACAAGGGAGCUUUCUUGUCAGAUACACGAUGAGGCCAAAAAAUUCUCAUAUCAAACUGGUGUCAAGGUGGUAGUUGCCUAUGGGGGAGCACCAAUUAACCAACAGUUACGAGAGUUGGAAAGAGGAGUUGAUAUUCUUGUGGCAACUCCAGGACGAUUGGUUGAUUUGCUAGAGAGGGCUAGAGUGUCAUUGCAGAUGAUUAGGCACUUGGCCCUUGAUGAGGCAGAUCGCAUGCUUGAUAUGGGUUUUGAGCCACAAAUCAGAAAGAUAGUGCAACAAAUGGACAUGCCUGAUCGGGGUGUGAGACAGACAAUGUUGUUUAGUGCCACGUUUCCAAGAGAGAUACAGAGACUUGCAUCUGAUUUUCUUUCAAAUUACAUAUUCUUGGCUGUUGGGAGAGUUGGUUCAAGUACAGAUUUGAUUGUUCAAAGGGUUGAAAUUGUUCUUGAGUCUGAUAAGAGAAGUCAUCUCAUGGAUCUUCUGCAUGCACAGAGGGAAAAUGGAGUUCAUGGAAAGCAAGCUUUGACUUUAGUUUUUGUGGAGACUAAAAAAGGAGCUGACUCAUUGGAACACUGGCUAUACAUUAAUGGAUUCCCAGCAACAACCAUCCAUGGUGAUAGGACUCAACAGGAAAGGGAACUAGCAUUGAGAUCUUUCAAGAGUGGAAAGACCCCAAUUUUAGUAGCAACUGAUGUGGCUGCUCGUGGUCUUGAUAUACCCCAUGUAGCUCAUGUGGUCAAUUUUGAUCUUCCCAAUGACAUUGAUGAUUAUGUCCAUCGGAUUGGAAGGACAGGUCGUGCUGGUAAAACAGGGUUGGCUACAGCUUUCUUUAAUGAGAGCAAUUUGUCACUGGCAAGGCCACUAGCUGAGCUAAUGCAAGAAGCAAAUCAAGAGGUACCUGCAUGGCUCACCCGUUAUGCAUCCCGGGCUCCUUGUGGUGGUAACAAAAAUCGACGAUCUGGAGGAGGGCGUUUUGGUGGGCGUGAUUUCAGAAGGGAGGGUUCAUUUAGUAGGAAUCUGGAUUACUACGGUGGAGGGAAUGGUGGUAGUGCAUAUGGAGUUCCUGCCAAUUAUGGAGAAUAUGCUCCAGGCGUGACAAGUGCUUGGGAUUAGGUCACCACUUCAUACUGGAUUAUUAUUUUUUUUUGCUUUUCUCUUGAGUAUAUAUAUUUUCCAUCAGAAUUCAAGGAUUAAUUUGUCUCCAAUUUCUCGGUUCUAACAUAGGACAUAUUCUCAUGAGUUCUGUAGAGGGCUGUAGGAUUGAUGGUUAAAUUUUGACGAGGCAUCUGCAUAGCUGUGGUUGGGAUGGUGACAUAGGAAACUGACCAUUUACCGAGUCUGCUGGUGGCUGAUAAGGAAGUUAUGGUUGGGGAGGGUGAUCUAUGAAACUAACCAUUUAGGCUUGGGUGCAUCUGCACUUUCUCGCAUACUCCUUUUGGUGAAAUAUACCUAGGAGCAUAGGAUGCUAUAUAUAGGUACAUUUGUAACCAAAUUAUAGGAGGGUGAUGAAAGAAGAGAUGGGCGCCGGCAGGCCUUUACUGAUAACAGGAUCCUGCUGAUUAAAUGAUUUUGUUCAUUUUAUAGAAAGAGAUUGGGAGGGAAUGAACUUGACAUCAUCAUCAUGUCUUAUAAUAUUUUCAUCACUUCCCUAAUUCUGUCCAUAUUGAUGUGAAGCGGAUUGAUUAUCUCAUUGAGAGAAGCAAAUGUGCCUUUGUUUUCUAUAUUAUUCUAUCAUCCCUGUUCUUCAUGUUCUAUAGGUAAAGCCGUUGGCUGAAAAGAAAAAUAGUACUUCAUUUUGCACAUUCGGAUAUCUUGAUUUAUUUUGUUAAGAACUUGGAUAAAAACCGGUUAGAAUUUUUCAAGCAAUGAGUUAAUUGGUAUUUUGCUGCUUGCUGGAAUUGAACUUGGAUUCUUUGAAGGCAACUUCGAUACGCAUUUUAGGCUCAAUAGAGCUUUAACAAGAUUUGCACAAUGCCGAUUGGGUUUUAUCACAUAAAAAUAUUAAAAAUGGCUGCUGUUUGCUUUUAGGUUCAUUAGAUCACUAACCAGGA